Myxozyma melibiosi is the source of this 1452-nucleotide messenger RNA. Its product is annotated as peroxisomal 3-oxoacyl-CoA thiolase. Gene Ontology annotation, biological process: fatty acid beta-oxidation; phenylacetate catabolic process. Gene Ontology annotation, molecular function: acetyl-CoA C-acyltransferase activity. NCBI's taxonomy places the organism in Eukaryota, Fungi, Ascomycota, Lipomycetes, Lipomycetales, Lipomycetaceae. Gene Ontology annotation, cellular component: peroxisome. The record is from RefSeq and is a predicted model, not a curated record. Bases 113 to 1360 code for a protein of 415 amino acids. The transcript has 2 exons.
AAACAGUCCUCGGCUGCUUAUUUCUCGCCCCGCUUCCGUCUCUACUUAACCUCUCCUUCCUCUCUUCUCUUCCUCUUCUCUUCAUCACCUCUACUCUUCUAUCAUAUUCACCAUGGACCGCCUCUCUAACCUCGCCUCCCAACUCGCCCCCAACGACGCCUCCGCCGUCUCAAAACUCCUCGAAAAGCACCCCGACGACGUCGUCAUCGUCGGCGCCUACAGAUCCGCCCUCACAAAGGGUGGCAAGGGCGGCUUCAAGGACACCACCGCCGCUGACAUCCUCACCGCAGUCCUCAAAGGCCUCAUCGAGCGCACCGGCGUCGACCCAAAGUACCUCGGCGACGUCUGCGUCGGCAACGUCCUCGCCCCCGGCUCCGGCGUCACCGAGCACCGCGCCGCCUGCCUCGCCGCCGGCAUCCCCUACUCCGUCCCCUACAUCUCCAUCAACCGCCAAUGCUCCUCCGGCCUCAUGUCCGUCGACCACAUCUUCAAGGGCAUCAAGACCGGCGACAUCGACGCCGGCAUCGGCGGUGGCGUCGAGAGUAUGUCCAUCAACUUUGGCCCGGGCUCGGUCUCGGAGUUUUCUGACUUUCUCGCAAACCACGAGGAGGGCAAGAAGUGCCUGAUUCCUAUGGGCGUCACCUCUGAGAACGUCGCCGAGGCGUAUGGCGUCACCCGCAAGAUGCAGGACGAGUUCGCCGCCGACUCAUACCGCAAGGCCGAGGCCGCCCAGAAGGCCGGCAAGUUCAAGGAAGAGAUCAUCCCGAUCAAGACCAAGUUCAUCGAUCCCAAGACCGAGCAAGUCUCUGAAAUCGUCGUCUCCGAGGACGACGGAAUCAGACCGGGCGUCACACCCGAGAGCUUAUCAAAGAUCCGCCCCGCGUUCAAGAAAGACGGCACCACGCACGCCGGCAACGCCUCCCAGAUCUCGGACGGCGCGGCGGCGGUCUUGCUCGCGCGCAGAUCCUUUGCCCAGAAGCAGGGCUGGCCUAUCGUUGGAAAGUUUGUCGACUGCGCUGUCGUCGGCGUGCCUCCUGAGGUCAUGGGCGUCGGACCCGCCGUCGCCAUCCCUGCGGUUUUGGAGCGCAACGGUCUUACCAAGGACGAUGUCGACAUCUACGAGAUUAACGAAGCCUUCGCCAGCCAAUGUCUCUACUCCGUCCUCGACUGCAAGAUCGACCCCGCAAAAGUCAACCCCAACGGCGGCGCCAUCGCCUUCGGCCACCCGCUCGGCUGCACCGGCUCCCGCCAGAUCGCAACCCUCAUCCAGGAAUUCAAGCAGUACAACAAGAAGAUCGGUUUGACCUCCAUGUGCAUCGGCACCGGUAUGGGCGCCGCCGCGAUCAUUACUGCUGAGUAGUUGCUGCUUUAGACGUGGGUGAACAUCUGAGGUCUCUUGUUUCUUUUAUUGUUUUUUGUCAUUGUGAUUGUGUCAUUGUAUUUUGUUAUGAA